Messenger RNA from Saprolegnia diclina VS20, 733 nucleotides. RefSeq lists its product as hypothetical. The transcript has a single exon. The coding region runs from base 126 to 650 and encodes 174 amino acids. NCBI's taxonomy places the organism in Eukaryota, Oomycota, Saprolegniomycetes, Saprolegniales, Saprolegniaceae. The record is from RefSeq and is a predicted model, not a curated record.
GCCUUGUGUCUGACCGCCGUCAUUGCUGCACAAAACCCGGCAGCGGAAACACGACGGAGCCAAGCACGCAAGCGAGGCCACGACCAAGCACGAGCCGCCACCGACAGACGAGACCAACAAGGACCAUGGCAGCUGACUGCGUCAUGGCAGCGACGAGUACCAGCUGCAGCUACCACGCUGCAGCGAGCAAGGCGAAACGCGUCCAGUUUACGACCGAGACCACAUACUACUUUGACGUUGCGUACGGCGGUAGCGCGCUCCCGAGCGAGAGCGGACCGCCCAUCGGCCUUGCGCCCAACCAUUGUCACCGAACGACGGCCGCUGUCGCCGCGUCAGCCACGAAGCGUCGCCACGUGCGCAAGUUCGACCACCUCGAGCGCAUCGAGCUCCUCAAGGCCGCCGACUACCACGUCAAGGAGAUUGCGCAGUUCUGCUUUGAGGCGAUGGAUGUUCGCAACUCGCGAAAAGACACCCGCGCGCGCCUUGAUAAGAUACGAAGGCGCGCUGCCGCCCGGCGUGUGCUGCUUCGGCAUCGCCCACGCAUGAUGCAGCCACUCAUGCGCGAGAGCGACUCGUCCGACACGUACAGCAGCGAGGAAGACAAUGACGACAGCAGCAGCGACAGCAGCGACGACGAUAUGGACGCUUAGCGCUGCAACAACUAAUUAUCGAAUACGCUAUAUACUCCUGGGAAUCAUGCACCGACACGAGUGGUUGGCCCCAGCACAGCCAA